AUGUCUACCACAGCUGGUUCCUUCAUUGCCGGAGGUAUCGCCGCCUGCGGUGCCGUAACCGUCACUCACAGCUUCGAAACCGUCAAGAUCCGGCUCCAAUUGCAGGGUGAGCUUCAGGCGAAGGGCGAUGCGGCGAAGAAGUACAAUGGUGUCCUGCACGGCGUCAAGGUCAUCCUACAGAAUGAAGGCCCCCGCGGCCUAUUCCGUGGCAUUGGAUCUGCCUACAUCUAUCAGGUCCUGUUGAACGGCUGCCGUCUGGGUUUCUACGAACCCAUCCGUUCCAACCUCACCUCGGCCAUCUACAGUGACCCCAUGGUCCAGUCUCUCGGAGCUAAUGUCUUUGCCGGUGCUGCAUCUGGUGUCAUUGGAGCCGCUGCCGGCUCUCCGUUCUUCUUGGUGAAGACCCGUCUCCAAUCCUAUUCGCCCUUCCUUCCCGUUGGUACCCAACAUAACUACAAGAACUCCAUUGAUGGCCUGAGCAAGAUCUACAGGGGUGAGGGAGUCAAGGGUAUCUACCGAGGCGUGGGAGCCGCGAUGAUCCGCACAAGUUUCGGCAGUGCUGUCCAGCUCCCCACAUAUUUCUUUGCAAAGCGCCGCCUGACCCGGCACCUUGGUAUGGAGGAGGGUCCGGCUCUUCACCUGGCCAGUAGUGCGGCUUCUGGCUUUGUUGUGUGCUGUUUCAUGCACCCCCCUGACACCAUCAUGGCCCGCAUGUACAACCAGACUGGUAACCUUUACCAGGGUGUCUUUGAUUGCCUCUUCAAGACCGUCCGUACCGAGGGUGUUCUGGCCAUUUACAAGGGAUUCUUCGCCCACUUGGCUCGUAUCCUCCCCCACACUAUCUUGACCCUCAGUCUGGCUGAGCAAACAAACAAGCUUAUGCGUCGGGUCGAGGACCGAUUUCUCUCUGACUCCGUUCGCGAGAAGCUCUAA
Penicillium argentinense is the source of this 933-nucleotide messenger RNA. RefSeq names its product putative mitochondrial oxaloacetate transporter (Oac). The record is from RefSeq and is a predicted model, not a curated record. Bases 1 to 933 code for a protein of 310 amino acids. NCBI's taxonomy places the organism in Eukaryota, Fungi, Ascomycota, Eurotiomycetes, Eurotiales, Aspergillaceae. The transcript has 6 exons.